AUGAACAAACAAGUUCCCGAAUGCCUCCGUCAGGUGAUCGCCGCCCUCGACAUCAUCUUUCUCUUCAUCUACCUCGCCGCCUCGCACCUCCCCUUCAUCUACAGCUCAUGGAACUACAAGAAGGGCAUAAUAAUCAGGCGAGAUAUUUGGAUAGCCACCACUGUCCUGGCCAUAUCGACGAUUCGGAUGGUGGGGAUGAUAUGUUUCAUCAUGUACUAUGUCCUGGGUGGGAGGAGUUCCGGUGUGUAUAGCGUCAGUCUCGGCCUGAGAGUCAUGCUCGCUUUGACAAUUAGUCCCCUUGAUGCUAGGGUGACGAGAUGGGCCUUCAAGACGCUCAAAUGGGUGAGGAGGAGGAAGGAAUGCUUAGAGUCGGGGCCUCAGCAGCCUUCCACCAACACAGAGACUCAUCAGCCUUCGGCCGACCCGGAGCCCAUGGACCCCAUCCCCCGAAGCCAGCAAGUACUUGUCGCCGUCAAUCCCAACGGCGAACUCCUAUCGGAAACAGACGGGAGUUCUCUUCAUGUGUUCCUGGUCACCAUGUACUGGACUGUCCUUAUCGUCAUCUUCAUAGCAGCCACGGUCUGCUCCGGACUCGUCAUGUCCAAAUCACAACAGCACGAUCUGUACAGGUUUCACGCCUCCAUGAUCUGGUUGCUGCCGCCCAUAUUUCUGAUGUUCAACAGAUGCUUCUCCUCCGCUGGACGUCCCAGUCCAGCGAACCCCAGCCUGGUGCGCCCUGAUGGCUGGUACUCGUGGAUGAUAGGGACUAUGGUGGGGGUCGAGAUAUUUCUAUUCUCGUAUGGCUUCAAUUGCAAAUUGAGAAAGGAGGCCAUUACCGAUAUGACCGAUUUCUGGACUCAGUUCGCAGGUGUAAUGCUUGGUUGGGGUGGAUGA
This is a messenger RNA of Fusarium vanettenii 77-13-4, 894 nucleotides long. RefSeq lists its product as uncharacterized. The record is from RefSeq and is a predicted model, not a curated record. Bases 1 to 894 code for a protein of 297 amino acids. The transcript has a single exon. NCBI's taxonomy places the organism in Eukaryota, Fungi, Ascomycota, Sordariomycetes, Hypocreales, Nectriaceae.